Messenger RNA from Aspergillus sclerotioniger CBS 115572, 876 nucleotides. Its product is annotated as oxidoreductase. The coding region runs from base 1 to 876 and encodes 291 amino acids. NCBI's taxonomy places the organism in Eukaryota, Fungi, Ascomycota, Eurotiomycetes, Eurotiales, Aspergillaceae. The record is from RefSeq and is a predicted model, not a curated record. Gene Ontology annotation, cellular component: intracellular anatomical structure. Gene Ontology annotation, molecular function: oxidoreductase activity, acting on NAD(P)H, oxygen as acceptor. The transcript has 4 exons.
AUGGAACCAGAACGAAAAGUCCCUCCCAUUCCAUGGAUGCGCCUUGGGGAUCCCAACCCAGAGUCAUCUCUCACGCCCCCUCCCGCGCCUUUUCCAGCGAGCAACACUGCAGCCGACAAUGCGAGGCAACGCUUCGCCGUGACCGGCAAUGCCCCCUCACCUCAGCGCGGGCUCUCCUCGAACACGGCCUCGGAAGGCCUCGCGCUCCUCGACCUCCCCACCAGCCUCACAAAGAGUAAAGACCAAAUCCUCUCCCUCGAGCACGAUUUCCCCUCCGCCAAAAUCCUCUCCAUCCCCUGCAACGUCACCCUCGAGACCGUAGUCCAGUCCGCAAUCGAAACAGCAAGCACCCACCUCGGCAAUCUCAAAAUCCUAUGCUGCUUCGCCGGCAUCGUCAACUGCGUUCCCUCCAUCGAAAUGUCCCUCGCCGAUUACCAGAAAAUGCAAGACGUAAAUACCACCGGAGCUUGGAUCGCCGCACAAACUAUCGCUAAAAAAAUGAUCCACACGCACACCCGCGGCAAAAUCCUCUUCAUUUCCUCAAUCAGCGGCCACAGGGUCAACUACCCCCAACCGCAACUAGCAUAUAACAUCUCAAAAGCCGGCCUACUGCACAUGAAGAACUGCCUCGCCGCGGAAUGGGCCCAGUACGGUAUUCAGGUAAACUCCAUCUCGCCGGGGUAUAUGGAUACCGUGCUAAAUGAGGGGGAGGGACUUGUCGAGCAUCGGGGGGUUUGGGCGGAUCGAAACCCAAUGAGGAGGAUGGGACAGCCGAAUGAGUUGACAGGACCGGUGGUGUUGCUUUGUAGUGAUGUUGGGGGGAGUUAUUUGAAUGGAGUGGAUGUUGUCGUUGAUGGUGGAGGAUUGGUUUUUUAA